Messenger RNA from Seriola dumerili (greater amberjack), 1560 nucleotides. RefSeq names its product high affinity cGMP-specific 3',5'-cyclic phosphodiesterase 9A-like. Bases 1 to 1560 code for a protein of 519 amino acids. NCBI's taxonomy places the organism in Eukaryota, Metazoa, Chordata, Actinopteri, Carangiformes, Carangidae. The transcript has 14 exons. The record is from RefSeq and is a predicted model, not a curated record. Gene Ontology annotation, biological process: cGMP catabolic process. Gene Ontology annotation, molecular function: 3',5'-cyclic-GMP phosphodiesterase activity.
AUGACAACAAAAAUCAUUCAUUUCACGGUGAACGGGAGACGGGAGCAGGCGGAGUUUAGAGCCGACUGCUCUGCUGCAGAUGUCAGAGAUCUGUUCCGGGCGGCGGCGGAGGCGGGGCCUCACCACAUCCUGAAGAUGUACAACAGUAACGGCAGCGUGGUGAACAUCUCCCCCCGGCUGGAGGCCAACAGCGAGGGAUCGUACUACCGGCUGGAGGUGGUGGCGUCAGACCUGCAGAGUGUGGCGAUGCCACCGGAGCUGGACGACAUGGAGUACAGGCUGCAUCAUCUGGAGAGCAAAGUCAUGGAGGACGCGGGGAAGUCUCCGGACAUCAUCUGCGAGCUCAAGAGCCACGUGGAGUCGUUCAAGAGGAAGCUGGAGGUUGGUCAGCCACACGAACACAGACGAUCACAGCAGGUUUCUAUCACAGCUUCUUCUCCAAACACAGUGUGGGAGCACCUGAGCUGGAUGGGUCUGUUCAAGGACGACGGCGACCAGCAGCUCUCCAAGUUCUCCCCGAAACCCAAAACGUCUCAGCUGAGCGUGCAGGAGGAACGCCAACAAGUCCGCAGGAAGUUCCUCAACAUGAGCUCGCUGCAGGUGACAGAGGAAGUGAGAGAGCAUCUGAAAACUCCCAUUUUUGACAACUGGCAGUGGGAGGAGGCGGAGAUGCUGGUGCUGCUCCAGGUGAUGUACAUGGACCUGGACUUCCUGACGGCGUUCCACAUCGAGCUGGAGGUGCUGCAGAACUUCCUGUUUGAGGUUUACUGCCACUACAACAACAUCCCCUUCCACAACUUCCAGCACUGCUUCUGCGUCACCCAGAUGAUGUACGGGCUGAUUUGGCUCACGGACCUCAGGAAUAAAUUAGGAAGAAUCGACCUGUUCGUCAUGUUGACCUCGGCUCUGUGCCACGACCUCGACCACCCCGGCUACAACAACGUGUACCAGAUCAACGCUCAGACUGACUUGGCUCUUCGCUACAACGACAUUUCACCCCUGGAAAACCACCACUGCGCCGUCGCCUUUGGCAUCCUGUCCAAGCCGGAGUGCAACAUCCUUAAAAACCUGACCUGCGAGCAGUACAAACACAUCCGAGGAGGAAUGAUCAAAUGUAUUCUGGCCACCGACAUGGCGAGGCACAACGAGAUCCUCAACAAGUUCAAAGUCCUUCAGCCGGUGUUCGACUUCACCAACAAGGAGCACAAGGAAGUGCUGAUGAAGAUCAUGGUGAAGGUGAGCGACAUCUCCAACGAGGCGAGGCCGAUGGCGGUGGCCGAGCCGUGGCUGGACUGUCUGCUGCAGGAGUUCUUCAACCAGAGCGACACAGAGAAGCUCAAGGGGCUUCCGGUGACUCCGUUCAUGGACCGAGACAAAGUGUCCAAACCGUCCUCUCAGACCAGCUUCAUCCGAUUCGUCCUGCUGCCGCUCUUCAGCGAGCUCACCAAGCUCUUCCCCUGUCUGGAGCAACACAUCCUGGAGCCGGUGAGGAGAGCCCUGAAGUAUUAUUCUGACAUGGAGAGAGCCAGCAAAGCUGAGGAGGGGACCACUAAACCAUGA